Molecule: messenger RNA, 1260 nt
Organism: Oldenlandia corymbosa var. corymbosa
Lineage: Eukaryota; Viridiplantae; Streptophyta; Magnoliopsida; Gentianales; Rubiaceae
Source: the annotation of a GenBank genome assembly
AUGUGGCUGAUGUCCACGCGCAUCUUCCUGAAGGGAGAUUAUCCAGAGAGCAUGAGGAAAUACGUGAAGAAAGAGCAUCUUCCUGAAAUGGGUGCUGAUAAACAAAUAAUUCAAGGGACCUGUGAUUUCAUUGAGAGCCGCGUGAUGGAAGAUGGAGAAGAGAUUCCUAUUGGUCGCGAUCGGGGUGGUUCUGCUUGGCUCACUGCAUAUCCCAAAGGCAUGGAGCAUCUUUUGCUUCAUCUGAAACAGAAUAACAAUAAUCCUCUCAUCUAUAUCACUGAAAAUGGCAUUGAUGAUCAUGAUGAUAACUGUGGAAGACUUUGGAGCUCAUAUGUCGAUCACAAGAGGAUCUCAUACAUUCAUGAUCACCUUUCAUAUCUUUUGGAAGCAAAACGGACAGCCGUUGAUAGGGGUGUCGUUCACUUUGCUGUUAAUGGAGUAACUGAGGAUGAUUGGCAUGUUGUGAAGGAGAUGAGUGAUAGGUAUCCUUCAGUAGUUCCAAAUUUUGGAAUCCAUCCAUGGUUUGUUGCUGAGAGAACCCCUAAUUGGUUGAGAAAUUUGAAGGAAUUCUUUGAUGCUACUCCUGAAGCUUCAGUCGGCGAGAUUGGUUUAGACAAAGGUUCUCGCGGAAGGCAAAUUGACUUUAGUGAUCAAGUAGAAGUUUUUCGCCAACAACUGCAGCUUGCUAAAGAGUUAAAAAGGCCUGCUUCCAUCCACUGUGUUCGAGCUUUUGGUGAUUUAUUUGAUAUACUGAAAUCUGAAGGACCAUUCCCUGCGGGUGUCCUUUUGCAUUCCUACUUAGGCUCUGCUGAAUUGGUUCCUGAAUUUGCUAAGCUGGGUGCUUACUUCUCCUUUUCUGGUUUUCUUAUGUCCAUGAAAGAAAGCAAGGCAAAGAAAAUGUUGAAGUCUGUGCCUCUUGAUAGGAUCUUAUUGGAAACAGAUGCACCUGAUGCUCUUCCAAGAGCUUUUACCGACGAUCAGCUUCUAUCAAUUGAAGCUGGAGAUAAUCCCGGUGAUGAGAACUCUGGUCCAGGAGAAGUUUCAACUUCCAAGGGUGGCAACUCAUCUGACAGUCAGUCCUUGGAAACAAGUCAUAAAUCAGAAGUGCAGCAAGAAAUCCUUAACCAUCCUGCAAACAUCCACCAUGUGCUGGCUUAUGUUGCAUCUUUGCUUGAGAUGACUAAAGAAGAACUUGCUGAAAGCAGUUACCAAAAUGCAGUACGGAUUUUUUCUUAUCAUGGUUCCAAGAGAUAUGGUUAA